UGUCUAUUGCCUUGGCACUACCUUACCCUGAAGCGUCUGCCCUGCUGGGGACUGUAACCUGAGCCAACUGCCAGCCUCACACAGGCUUCUUUAGCUACUGACCGCGAGAAAGGAAGGAAGAGCGUGAAGUCUCCCAGAAUGGAUGCUUCCAAGCAGGGCUAGAUGCUGAGAGACUCUUUGAGAGGAUGGCCCUGCCAUCUCCACUCCUACGUAGGGGCAACUGUCACUAGUGUGUCCUCUUCAGGCACGGAAACAGCGACUCGAAGGCAGCCCCUGGAAGACUUCGUUUUCGCUUUUGAACUCUGCCAUGCAUCGCUGCAGGUCAUGUCCACGUGGAAAUCGAGGCUCACCCAACGCUUGAAGUUUCCGUCCCGAAGGAUGCACUCCUUCCCAUGCUCAGCUCUGCUGGCUUGUUUUGGUAACACUAGGGAGAAUGCCGCCUUCGAUCAGUCUGGCUCGACAGAUACUCACUCCACCAUCUAUGACCAGCCCGUGGCCAAAGCAGACAGACAUCCAAGUCAUCCCAAGGCAGAGGAAAGAGCUCCAGAGAAAAGGCGAGAUUCCGGCAUGCGCUCAGAGCGAAACGGCAGCGCGAAUGGCAGCAACAACAAGCACGCCACUGUCCAGCCUGCAGAAAGCCCUGAGGAUUUGCCCAGGUCCCCGAGUCACAAACCAGACUGCGAAGCAGUUACUUUCCAGGCGUCCAUCCCUAGGCCAUCAAUUAUUGACAUGCCAAAGGAAGAAGGAUUCCAUCACGAGCCCCAGUGCCCUGAGCUGGAGCAGACGACAUUAUCAGGUAGAGUCUCAGGGAUAGAGCUCGGGCUUGGCAGCAAGCGCCUCACCCAUCGGGCUAUCUCACCAGCACACCUACUCUUCCCUCGCUUCCAUACCCGCGUCACCAUCAAGUGCAACCAUUUCUUCGGUUGA
Acomys russatus (golden spiny mouse) is the source of this 927-nucleotide messenger RNA. RefSeq lists its product as uncharacterized. The transcript is spliced from 3 exons. The record is from RefSeq and is a predicted model, not a curated record. Bases 163 to 927 code for a protein of 254 amino acids. Lineage: Eukaryota; Metazoa; Chordata; Mammalia; Rodentia; Muridae.